Oikopleura dioica is the source of this 4362-nucleotide messenger RNA. NCBI's taxonomy places the organism in Eukaryota, Metazoa, Chordata, Appendicularia, Copelata, Oikopleuridae. The record is from the annotation of a GenBank genome assembly.
AUGCUUGGACAAACUGCUUGGAUAACCUGGAUUUUGGCUGCUUUUGGAAAUGGACUCGCCGCUGCUCAACAAAUUUCAAGAAUCUAUACACCUCAGAACAUUGGAUCCUGCAAAUUCGACCGUGUCGACCCCUGGUGCAACUUUCGCCAAGGAACCGAGGAUGAGUUCGACUGGGAAAUGGACGAGACCGACCCCGCCUCUGGCUUCGUUUUCGUAGAUACCAACGUGCAUGAGCAAGGGCAACAAGCUCGCUUAUUCACACCCUCUAUUGAUUACAAGGAUACGCAUUGCGUCUCGUUCGACUUCAAAAUCACCGGCCAUGGAGAACUGUCCGUCUACGUCAUUCGUGAUUUCUUUGUCUACUCUCAGCCAGUCUGGUCCUCCCAGUCCAUCACCACCGAUUGGACCACCGUCCAGCUGGCCCUCUCGCCGCAGUCCUACAAACUCGUGUUCGAAGGUCGUAUCCUCUCGCGUUCGAACGGCAUAAUUGCCCUGGAUAACAUCGACGUACAGUAUCAAUCCUGUCGCUCGGCCCCUCACUUCCUUCGACUUGGUGAUACCGAGGUCAACGAAGGACAAAGUGCAGAGCUUCAAUGUAUCGCGAAUGGCGAUGCUUCGUGGGGACAAAACAUCAGGCUUCAGAAGUUUUCAUCUGGAAUGGAGGAGAAGAUUUUCCGAAGUCACAACAUGGUCAACUUCCAGAGCGCGAAGUUUAUCUGGCCGGCGAUUGGGACUGCUGACGCUGAUAAGAUCAGGUGCGUUGCAUCGAAUGCCACCGCUGCUGGAGUCUCGAACUACGCAGAACUCAAGGUUCGCCGCCCUCCAGUGCCCAUUGGAGCACCUGAGGUCGACUCUGCUGGUCCUACUCACCUGAUUGUCCGGCUAAAUGUCGAUCCGAAGGACCCAGAGACCUACAUCGGCGAUGGACCCGUCACCAACAUCGAAUUCCGCUACAAAAAGGUCGAGAGCGCGUGGGAGGACGGCCACGACGUUCCUUUGGCGACGUACAAUGGCACUUACCGAAUCUGGCAUCUCGAACCGGACACGCUUUACAUGCUCUGCGUCGUGCUCGAGCGUCCUGGCCCGGGCGGAACUGGCAAGCCAGGCCCGUGCCUUGAGAUACGGACCAAAUGUGCAAAGCCGAUGCCGCUGACUCAGAUAACCGUAAGUCCAUACAAGGGGCAGGUUGUUUCUGAAACGGCGCAGGGGAACUAUGCGGAUAAUCUGCUCGUCAGAUGGGCCAAGCCUACGCCCAGACAUGCUGGCUGUAGAACUUGGGGUUACGUGCUCAAGUGGCGGCAAGUUGGAGGCUUUUGGAAGACUCAAGAGCCAGAAUCCAAUCGAACCAUCAUCUCGAAUCUGCGCGCUGACACGCCGUACGAAGUACAAGUCUCGAUUCGGAAUAUGGUUGGCACGACUGACAGCCUAGUCAUCCCGACGAAGACUAAUGACGGCCUGCCAGAGCCGAUUCCAUCUUUUAAAAUCAAAGUAAUCACGACUGAGGAAAGCAUCAUUGUUCAAUGGCCUCAUCCAGCCGUUCCAAACGGCGACAUUCUUGCCUUCAAGCUUGGAUAUGCCUUCUUCGAUGCGUUUGACGGACCACGUGAUUUCCAUCCAGGACCACCGUUUCAAGGCGAAUUCCAAAUCCCAGCGAGUCGUAAUGUCUAUGAAAUCGCAAAUUUGCCACCUGGAACGACCUACAACUUGACGCUCUCCGCAAAAACUUCCGCUGGAUUCGGAAGGCCAUCUGAAUUUGUUGGAACGACGAAGAUCGGCAGUCCUAAGUGGACAGGCGCGUACGAUGCGAGAGAAUUCAGCACGAAUGAGGACAUUGUGGUCACUCUUCGAGGCGCUGAUGGUAAUGGCGCACCUGUCAGCCACUACAAUGUGGUCGUUGAAAAUGCGGAGAAUAAUACCAGAAGGAGGAGGAAACGAUCUUUGUCCAGCAAAAACGGCUGCUUUGAUCGCUCAAUCGACUACGAGACGUAUCUCAAGACCGGGGCCGAAUACUACUUUGCCGCGGAAAUCGACCAACGAUACUUUGAGGAACGCCAAAUGGAGAUUCCCUUCCGCGUCGGGGAUAACAAUACCUACAAUGGAUUCCGGAACGCGCCCCUUCCUCCUGGCAAGAAAGUAUCAAUCUGGGUCCAAGCGGUUUCUAUUCAACCCGGAUGUAACUAUUCACGCGGCCAACACUGUGAUCGUAACGUCAAAUGUCAGGUGGUGGCCACCCGGGGCGUUAAACCGCCUCCACCACCAGUCGAAGACAUGAAUAAUUCAAACUCCGAGAGGAUUUACACAGACAAAACCGCAACCAAAGAUGGCGAAACCCUCGCGACAACGAGCAUCAUGCUCUACGGUGGUGUUUCUGUUGCUCUCUUGCUUCUUCUUUUCAUCUUUGUCGGAUCCGUUGUGUGCUUCAGGAGACGAGCACUGGCUAUGGGACCAGAACGAUAUCGAGUCCAGAGUCCAGUCGACUUUGGCAACCGAACGGAUGGAAUGUACAGUGAUCAUAGUGAUAUCAAAAAACCUCCGAGCUCGUAUCCGACAGAAAAGACGCCUUUAAUGCCUGAUUUGGUCGAUUACCCGUCCAGCUCGCGGAAAUCUGAGGCAGAGGACUUUGCCGUCCGAGUCGAAGACUUCCCCAUCCAUGUUUCCCAAAUGCGAAGCUCAAGAACUUAUUCAUUUGCGGACGAAUUCGAAACGCUCCCAGAAGGAAACACGGCAUCUUGGGAUGUGGCCCAAAAACCCGAAAAUAUCCAGAAAAAUCGCUACACGAACAUUCUUCCUUACGAUCAUUCCCGUGUCGUUCUUCGAUCGAAUACGCAAAUCGCGAAUUCUGGUGAUUACAUCAAUGCUUCGUGGAUUUCUGGCUAUGGCUUGCGAUACAUCGCUGCUCAGGGACCGACGGAAACGACCAUACCCGACUUUUGGCAUUGCAUCUGGCAAGAGAACAUCCGUCUUCUCAUCAUGGUCACGGGAUUGGUUGAAGUUGGGAGAAGAAAAUGCCAUCAGUAUUGGCCAAAUGAAAUCCGGGGCAUCGAGAGAUAUGGCAACUUUUCAGUCGAGCUUAUUUCCGAACAAGUUCUUGCUCACUACACUCUUCGCGAGUUCAAGAUCUGCCUUGGCGGCCUAGAACCACGAAUCAUUAGACAGAUGCAGUUCCAGAGCUGGCCAGAUCACGGCGUUCCAACUCGACCAACCGGCCUGCUUCAUUUUGUCCGACGAUCUGCCCAACUCAAUCCCGAUUAUCACCCUGUUUUAGUCCACUGCUCGGCCGGUUCUGGCCGAUCCGGGUGCUUUAUCGUUCUUGACUGGAUGUUGAGAAUGGCGGACAGUGAAGGACUACUGGACAUUUACAAUACCGUAAAGGAAUUGAGAAACAAGCGGGUUAAUAUGGUUGCGAAUCUGGAACAGUACAUCUUCCUACACGAUUCUUUGCUCGAAGCGGUGCUUUGUGGCGAAACUGGAGUUCAGGCAAUGGACUUGAGUAGUCAUUACGACAACUUGAUUACUGUUACAGGCGGCGGCGCUCCCAUUCAAGAAGAAUUCGAAACGCUGGCUGUCCUGACACCACGACUGACAACAGAAGAGUGCCAAACUGCUCGUCUCGCGCGAAACCGAGUUAAAAACCGCUUCCAAGAUGUUCUCCCAGCGGAUCGAGAUCUUCCCUAUCUCAUAACCCCUGAUCCAGCUGGAUCUGAUCCAUCUCAUAAUUACAUCAACGCCGUUUUCGCCGAUAGCUUCCUCGUCAAAAGGGAUUUGAUUAUCACACAAAUGCCGCUGCCUCAUACUGUUGGGGAUUUCUGGCGACUUGUGCACGACUACAGCGUGUCGGUGGUCGUCAUGCUGAAUGACGCGAGCGAGACAGACGAGACAUGCGCAAACUAUUGGCCCGCCGAGCAGACGAAGGAGACUUACUCAGCUUUCACUGUCGAGUCGCUGGACAAGUCGGAUGAAAUCGAACUUGUCAGUCGAACUCUCAAGUUGACCAAUUACUACAGGUCAAACGAUCCAGCAAAAGAAGUCAAGCUCCUUCAACUAUCAAACUGGCCUGCUGGUCAGCCCGUUCCAUCAUCUCGAAACGCCGUCCUCCGCUUGGUCUCUCUUAUUGAUCAACAUCGAUCAACCCUGCCUCCCGGAAGUCGGGUUCUACUUCAUUGUGUCGCCGGAGCUGGAAAAUCUGGCACUUUUGCGUCAUGUUAUAAUGUUAUCCAGCAGCUCAAGUCCCUCCAAACUGCGGAUGUUUUCAGUUCGGUAUUGCAACUGCGCGCAGUUCGCCCCCAAUUGGUCGAAACCCUCGAGCAAUACCGCUUCAUUUACGAAGUGGCGAUGGAAUACGCCGAUUGCGAGGCAAUCUGA